CUCCCGGCAGUGCCAAUGGAUCAGCCCGGCCAGCCAGAGGCAGCAUCUCUGCACCCGGCAAUGGCGCAGGUGCAGUCGGCAAAGCCGCCCGUGCAGCCAUGGGAGUACAGCCUGCGGAAGUACCUCCUGCUGCUGGCCACCCUGGUGGUGACCGUCACUUACACCGAGGGGUUCAACCCGCCCGGAGGUGUCUGGCAGGCCGCCCACGAUGGCCAACCUGCCGGCGACCCCAUCAUCCGCUACACCCACUACCACCGCUACCUCGCCUUCCUCUACUGCAACGCCGCCGCCUUCGCAGCGUCGCUCGUGGUCAUCGUCCUCAUCCUCAUCCUCGCCAUCCGGCACGACAAGAAGGGGAAGGACAGCCAAUGGGUUGUCGUGCCCCUCCGGCUAGUCAUGGUGCUGGACCUGCUCAGCCUCAUGGGCGCGUACGGCGCCGGUACCUGCCGCGACAAGAUUUCAAUCUUCUACUUCGCGGUACUUGUGGCCAUCGUCUUCCUCUACAUCCUCGUUCUCAAGUUGAUGGACUGCUGGGACAAGAACUCCGAUUCUAGUGCCGGCAUGAUUCCUGCCCUCGUCGCCAGCUCCGUAGACGGGAUGCCCGUCAACAUGGGCUCCGACUCCGGUGCCACGACUCCCAUUCCCAAUCCUGACUCCGGCACGAGUCCCGGCCCUGUCGCCAGCUGGGAUGGCGGGAUGCCCGUCUCCAACGACAACACCGGCUCCGACGACAUCAUGCCUGCUCCCAAUCCUGACUCUAGCACUGACACGAUUCCGGCCCCCAUCCUCGGCUCUGACCCGGCCACUGUCGACGAACGGUUCCGCGACCGCAAGGCCCUGAAGAAGCUGAAAGCCGAAGAACGGCUCCGCAAGGUCCUGAUGCUUCUGGCUACAUUCGCGGUGAGCAUCACGUACGUCGCCGGGCUGAGCACGCCGGGCGGCUUCUGGGACAGCACCGGGGGCAGCCACCACCCAGGCGACGCCAUCCUCAAGGACCAGCACAGCCCACGCCUGACGGUGUUCUUGCUCUGCAACACCACGGCGUUCGUGGCAUCCCUGCUGAUUACCAUGCUGCUCAUCAUCGACGGCAAGAAGCUCCGCAAGAAGAAGACGACUCGGUCCCGCAUGCUCUGUGGGUGCAUUGUGGUCGCCCUGGUCGGCCUCGUCGGCGCAUACAUCGCCGGCAGCUGCAGGGAGAUCGAUACCACCGCCUACGUGGCCAGCUUGGUCGGCGCCGUUCUGGCAAUAGCACACAUCAUCCUACUCUAUGGUAUCUACACUUCAACGCAACAGACUGAAGAAAUUCAGCAGACUGAUGAUAAUGUCAGUACAAUACAGUGCAGUGGCAAGGAGGUUCUGGACAAGGCUCGCUCUCUUGUUCUACUGCUUGCCACUCUUGCCGCCGCCAUCACCUACACAGCGGGGUUGAAGCCACCGGGAGGGCUUUGGCAGGACAACACCGAGGGGAACAUGGCCGGUGACCCCAUCCUUCUCACAACCAAUGCUAGCCGAUACAAGGCCUUCUUCUACUGCAACUCGGUUGCCUUUGUGGCCUCCUUGGUGGCCAUUGUCCUAGUCCAGAUGGAAAUUCUGGUCAAGCACCACGUGCUGGAGGCAGCCAUGAUACUCGACCUGUUUGGCCUCAUCGGUGCAUAUGCCGCGGGGAGCUGCCGGGACGCGAACAACUCCAUUUACGUCAUGGCUUUGGCAGGCCUCGUCCUGGUCUAUGUGGUGAUCCAUGUUAUCUUCUUCACGCUGGACCACGAGGACAAACACCAUGGCGACCAGGCAAAUCAGUUGCUGGAGAAGAGGCGCAAACGGCUGCUCCUCUUCGCGAUCUUGGCUGCGACCAUUACCUACCAAGCCGGCCUCACCCCUCCUGGUGGCUUCCUGCUCCAGGAUGACAAGCUCGGGCACCAGGCUGGCGACCCGGUCCUCUUGUACAACUUCCCACGUCGCUACAAGGCAUUCUUCUACUGCAACUCGGUGAGCUUCAUGCUUUCCAUCUCCCUCAUCCUCCUCCUGGUGAACCCCAAUCUAUACAGGCCAGCCAUACGAAGCAAUGCGCUAUCUGUUUGUACGGCGGUGGGCUUGUUUUGUUUGAUGGUGGCCUACGCCGCUGGAAGCACCCAACACCUCAAGACAUCCAUCUACAUCUUUGUGUUGGUCGGUGCGGUCCUCUUCGUUGCAGCUGGACUGCUGCUAGUAUUUGCGCUGAGGGAGCAAAACAAUAGUGACAAUUCAGCAGUUGCCGCGCCAUCCAUAUCCCAUGAACAGGAGGAGGAAGAAGAAGAAAGAAACAAGGAGGAAGAAAGGAAGAAGCACGCGAGGCGCAAGUACCUGAUGCUGCUAGGAAUCUUGGUGGCAAGCGUUGCCUACCAGGCCGGCCUGGAACCGCCCGGCGGAGCAUGGCAGAGCAGUGGCAAUGGAUAUGAGGCGGGCGAUCCGGUGAUGCAUGAUAUCAGGAGGCCUCGGUACCUCGUCUUCUUCUACAGCAACUCCUUUUCCUUCGUGGCUUCCAUUGUUGUCAUCAUGAUGUUACUGCCGCACUGGCUGCCAAACGAGAAGAAAGAAGAAUGGGAGAAAUGGUCGUUGAGGGUGAUGAACUGGACGAUCCUGCUGGAUUUGGUCACUCUCCUAGUGGCAUAUGCAGCCGGCUCCAGCAGGGGGUGGAAGACGUCUGUGUAUGUCGGCACGCUCAUACUUGCCGUUCUGGGCUACUUUGCAAUCCAUAUGACGCUGUCAAUAUGGUCUGAUCGCUGCCAUCGCCAUCGUCUUCGCCGUGAGAGGCUUGAGGGCAGCCAAGAAAAUCGUCGAGUGUGAUUCGCUAUUGGUGCGCUCAGUGGUAUGCUCUAGCUAGCUGUCCCCGUUUCUAGAUUCCUAGUCUAGUUGAUGUAGUUGGAUAAACCUGCUUCCCAGUUGGAACAUGCCUACAUUGUUUGUCCACUCACUAGGCAGGUGCGUGUAUCUUAAUCAACUGAUGAUGCAAGGUAGGUGAUGCUUUUUAUUUUUUUGGAAGAUCCGGUGAUGCUUCCUGAUCCUAUCUUAUCUCAUAAGAACUUGAAUGAGAAGUGCACAUUUAGGAAACUGAAGCAUUUGUACUACUGAAACAUACUAUGUCAUUAGGUACAGCCUGAAGUAGUGUCCAAUCCUAAAAAAUGAUAAUCACUGACCGAGAGGGAACAUACCCUGAAG
Molecule: messenger RNA, 3195 nt
Organism: Aegilops tauschii subsp. strangulata
Lineage: Eukaryota; Viridiplantae; Streptophyta; Magnoliopsida; Poales; Poaceae
Cellular component (GO): membrane
Source: RefSeq, a predicted model, not a curated record